AUGAGACGUGGGAGAAGAAGAGGGAAAAUGGGGAUGGAGGGGCCUAGGCAUCAGCCGCCUACCCUCGUCCCAUUGCUGAUGAGCGUGACGGCUGUGUUGAUAUCACACCACGUCUUCAACGCCGCUGCACAGAUACCAGACCCAGAGCUUCUCCCAACAGACCCUCCAAAAAAGCCAGAUCCAGUCACUUCAGAAACUGUGGUGUUUUGGGGUCUUCGAUUAUGGCAGGUUAUAGGCAUUUUCUCCAUGUUCAUCCUAGCAAUUAUAAUAACACUGUGCUGCAUCUUCAAAUGCCGAAUUCCACGAACGAAAAAAGAGAUAGAGGCUCGAAACGUACAAAGACAAGCAGCGAAAACGUAUGCCAACACACUGGAGACGGUGCCCCCCCUCAACGAACUCACGGAGGUGCCGGGAGCGGCUAAGGCUGAGGAGAAGAAGGAGGAGGUGCCAACCGUUGCGGGCAAGGUUGAUGCUGAGAAGGGAAAGAAGAAAGAAAAAGAAGGCAAAAAGGAAGGCAAGGGUGCAAAAGAAGGAAAAGAAGGGAAAGGAGAAGAGGAGGAAACCACAAAGAAGAAAGGAGAAAAGGGGGAGAAAGGAGCACCGAAGAAAGAGGUAUCGGAUGGAGGGAAAGGUAAAAAGGGAGGUGGAGAGAAAGGAGGAGAAAAAGGAGAAGAAAAAGGAGGGAAAGGAGGCGGAGCCAAGGGCGGUGCCAAGAAGCCUGUAAAGAAAUGA
Molecule: messenger RNA, 732 nt
Organism: Carassius gibelio (silver crucian carp)
Lineage: Eukaryota; Metazoa; Chordata; Actinopteri; Cypriniformes; Cyprinidae
Gene: tmie
Product: transmembrane inner ear
Exons: 4
Coding region: 1-732 (243 amino acids)
Source: RefSeq, a predicted model, not a curated record